UACACAAAGCUAACGUAAUACAGGAGGAYGUUAACAUCAGGAGGAGCUGUUACACAAAGCUAACGUAAUACAGGAGGAGGUUAACAUCAGGAGGAGCUGUUACACAAAGCUAACGUAAUACAGGAGGAGGUUAACAUCAGGAGGAGCUGUUACACAAAGCUAACAUAGUCCUUACUGAAAGUCAGUGGUGGUCAACUUUGAGAGAUAGUCUAUAUGUUAUUUUACUGUUCCUUUAAAGAAGAUGGCCAAUGUGUCGCACGGACAACUGAUGUAAAGAUGUGAGUGUGGUCUGAGGCAGCUGUGAUCCCAUGCUCCAGCCCCCCCACCCACCCCAGCACCACACUAGAAUGUACUUGAACUUGCCUCCAGUCGCGGCUUUGCACACAGAAUGGAGGUCAUCGUGCGGUGGUCUGCCCAGAGGCUUUAGCGGUCUGCCACUGUGCUUCAAUGACUCUGACAGCGACUUGUCCACCACUGGAACACCCAUCUCAGAGAAGGUCCAGAUGAUCAUAGAGAGCCUAAGGAGCACCCAGUCCUCACUCAACAUGGGCGACGAGACAGAAGGGAACCAAGUGCUAUCAGGGCAACCGGUACAGGAGGCUGGAGCCCGGGGCUCCCAGGGCCAAGGCUUCAAGGUCCGGAGGGGGCCUCCUGUGGUUAUCGAACCCAAGCCCAAAUUCAGAGGCCCUCUUCCUCUCACUCACACUGAUAACUUGCUGGCACUGCCAGAAGUUUCCUAUAAUGUUGAUUUGGAGAGUUCUGACGGCGAUGACUCUGUAGAUAGAGGCAUCGAGGAGGCCAUUCAGGAGUACCUGAAGGAAAAGGAUGACCACAAACGCAAGGCUGAGCCAGAACCGGCCACUAAUAUUUUACAGCCACCCAAGAUUCCCCGGCGGGAGGCUGCUCCAACCUUUCCAGAACCUACUAAACAACAUUCCGACAGCAAUAAGGUUUUAACUGCCAGCAACCAGGUUCCGAGAAGUGUCAAAACAGAGACACACAACACAGCACUACCCAUGAAAAAAUGUUUGAAAAGUAAGAUACCCACCUGCAAAGAGAAUCCCUUUAAGAAACUGGACACAAUAAGCAAUGCAGCGGUGGUAAAAAAACUAUCUUCUUUGCAACAGAAGAGAGGCCCCUCUAAUUCCAACCCUCUCUCUGACAAACAGAAGAGUCCUGUACUGAAAGCAGUGAAGUUGGAGGAACACUUGUCUGACAGUGACAGCAGCAGCAGUAGUGAUGACGGCAUUGAGGAGGCUAUUCAACGCUACCAGCAUGAGAAGAAGAAAGAGAGACAUGAAGGAGGCAGACAGUCCUCCAAACCCCUUCUCGUCCUCAAAGAGGAGUCAGACUCCAGCAGCAGUGAUGACGGAAUAGAGGAGGCCAUCCGCCACUACCAGCUGGAGAAGCAGAAAGAGAAGGGUGUACCGAAGCUCUCUCUAUUUCUACCCAAACAAAAGCAAGUGGGUAAAGCAGGGGCUCCCCUGCACUGUCCAGAGAGCACAAGCACUCAGGCAGCGGCCAUGAAAAAACACAAACGCUCUAAAAAGAAGAAACCUGAGACUAGGGAUUUAAAGUCAUCUCUACAUUCUCAAACUCCUGGUUCCUCACUCUCUCUUAUCAAGAAGAGAUUAGCAGUUAGCAGCCCCAAAGGGAAUGGCCUCCUCUUGUCGACUAAAGUGGAGCCGCUGCGAGAGAGGGAGCAAGAGCAGCACACCACCCCAUGCCCAGCCACUCUGAAGGUGAACACCACCACCACAGCUGAGCUGAUGUGUGCUGAGGCCAUCCUGGACAUUUCUAAAGCUGUCAUUAAAAUGCCAGGGGCCUUUAACCCUAACGUAGCAUUAGCAGGCCAUAUCAAUAUUAACAGUAGCUCCACGGAGUCCACCGCCACCACUUCUCUUAUCUCCACAAACUGCCAUGGUGCUGAUGAUGAUGAUAGUAAUACAAGUGAUAAUGAGAGCUCCAUUGAUAGUGAGGAUGGGAUCGAACAGGAAAUCCGGAAGUUUCUUGAGAAGAAAGCCCAAAUGCACAAACUGUCAUCUGGGCCCGGCUCAGAUGUUGGUACUACAAGUCCAGGUGGAAACAACACAAUAACAGAACCAGAGAAAAACACCAAACUGAGUCCGGCCCAGAAGAAAACACUGAGGCUGUCUGUGACGCAGAAAAGAAAGCGCAAAGAGGAAGGUGGCAGCAGGAGGAGUUCCAAGGAAGGAGAGAGUGAUCUCAAAAUGAAAGAAGAGGCACUCCCAAAGCAUUUGACCAAGCAUGACCAAAGGUCAAGGUCAUCUGUUUCCACCCUGAAAAAAGCCCCACUGAAAUCAGUGAGGGCCUCAGAGAGGAGGGGGGAACCUAAGAGUGGAGACAAGAGUAGCUCACUGGACAGUGACGAAGACCUGGACACUGCAAUAAAAGACUUGCUCAAGACUAAGAAGAAGUUGAAAAAGAAGACUAGAGAUAUGAAGUUGAAGUCAAGGAAGGGCCUUGAGGAUGAGGAGCCGCUGCCUAGAAAAACAUCAGAGUUAAAGAAGCUGGGUAUGGACCAUGUGCCCAAGACUACCAGCCUUUUGAAAACUAGCCUUAAAGUCACUACUACUACUACUGCCCAGAGUAGUAACAACAACAGAGAAAAAGGCAUAUUUAGUAAGAAUGUGUCACAGUAUCCACAGAGCAAUGAAAAGAAAGAGCCCCUCAACCAGACAGAUGAGAUGGACCGAUCUCAAGGGAACAGGGAUGUAGAAGGCCUGUCAAGAGAGACUAACCCAGUUGUUGUUCACAUCAAGGAAGAGAGCAGUUCAGUGGACAGCGACGACAGCAUCGAACAGGAGAUCCGAAAGUUCCUGGCAGAAAAGGCCAAGGUUUCUACUACCACAGUGAAAACAGAUGAUAGAGAGGAGAUCGGGAAUGGCAAGGGCAAAACUACAGUCCCUCUCACGGAGAAAUGCAUCAAAUUGGAAAAUCUGCUGGCUGAAAUUCCAAGGAUAGACGUUACUCAAUUCCCUGACCUGCCUCGUCAGAGCAGUUGUGAGCAGAGAGGAGUUCCGGACAGAGGAAUCUUUCCAAACACACCCCCUAUCCAGCCAGUGCCAGGAAACCACACCCCAGAAACAGCCAGGGGGUCGUGCCUCCUCUCAGCCCUCACCCCCGGCUCCUAUCCUCCAGCGCUGGAGCCUGCCAAUGGCGCUGUUUCUGGGUCUGCCAGAUCAGAGAAGAGGAGGAGCUCUAGUUCAGAUUCAGGAAGCGGUGAUACCCACCAGAGUGCCAACUCUGAGAUGGCAAGGGGUUACAGCUACAGGUCAUUUCCCAGCACCAGCUACCCCUUGCCCAGGACUGACUCGGAGCAGUGGCGUAAGAGCCAAGUGAUCCCCACCACUGAGACAAAAGAGAAGAUCCAUAACAGGAACCCAUUCCAGUACAGCUCACCUAGUUUCGGUGAGAAGACAGCCACCACUCCAGCGUAUCAGUGUGUAGUACCAGCCAGUAUCUAUCCGAGUAGGAGGAAUAUUGAGCCUGCACCGGAUACACCUGUCUCCACCCGUCCUGCUGCUGUACGGACUGGGAGCAGCAUCAGAUCACCGCUGGUUCCAUUCCACCGCCCCUCAUCCUCAGAGACUACAUCUACGUCGGCUGCCGUCUUCAGCUCCCCGUUCCCCAGCCUGACCAGGAGACCUACGGAGACAGGACCAUCAGGGAGGUACUUCCUUCAGAGUCAUGGGUCAGGCAGCCGCUGGGGUCAAUCCCCAACCCUGACCCCGGGGCUGUCGGAGAGCAGCGUGGUACACGUGGCCAAGGACAAGACGAUGUUUGUUGAACUGUUCACGAACGAGACCAACCACGUUCAGGUCAGAAGCAGGGAGGUGAAAGUGAGUGAGGGAAAGGAGGAAAGGAGGAGAGACUUGCCAGCAGGAGAGAGUGAGAGAGAAAGGGAGUGCAGGAAGACAGAGCAGAUAGGAAGACGAGGAGAGGAGUGUGUAGAUGAGACCGACGUCAGCGAGUCAGAUGAGAGGACGAGCCCAGAGCAGCAGGGCUUUCACACUUUGUCUCUGUCCAGCGCCAUUGACCCUGGUAUCACCCUCAGCCCUUACAUAGCAUUGAACACAGAGGAAAGGAGCAAGAGGUUCAGAUGGAUGUGUAAAGCUGUUGCUGUAAAUCAGCCAAAGAAGACCAAGUUUGAGAAACCUGUGAAGAGAAAGCUCCAAUUUCUACCUCUAUCCAGGAAAAAUAAAUCAACUGGGAAGUAAAGCAACAGAAGCACAGAUGUUUUUUUUACAGGAAAAUCUUUCAAGAUUUCUUAUCAAACAUUUAAAUGAGUAUAUGCCAUUUAGCAACUGCUUAUAUCCAAAGCGACUUAGUCAUGUGGAUGAAAACUGUUAUUGUUGGUGAAGAGGGUUUGUCUGUUGUAUGUGAAUUGUUUGAUUCUGAAUUAUGUUGGUUAUGUUGAAAUUGCACUUGUUAUUGUUCAACAAUGUUUUAAUUAUUUAUAUUUGUUUAAUAUUUGGAUACAUCUUUUUUUUUUAUUAGGCUAUGGGUUCUCAAUAUUCAAAUUGACAGUUGUUGAAGAACGUUUUCAAUUUCAAUAGAUUUUAUAGAUUGACUUCUACAUCACAUUCAUAUUGAUGUUAAAAUAUAAUUUAUUGGGGAAAAAACAGUUCUGAAAAUCAACACAUCCCAAAAAAUGUAGAUGUUACAGUAUUUGGCUAGAAUUUGACAAUAAAAUGUGUAGGCUACAAGAGAGUACAGUAUGGUUCAGUAACUGGUAU
Molecule: messenger RNA, 4760 nt
Organism: Salvelinus sp. IW2-2015
Lineage: Eukaryota; Metazoa; Chordata; Actinopteri; Salmoniformes; Salmonidae
Product: protein phosphatase 1 regulatory subunit 26
Biological process (GO): negative regulation of phosphatase activity
Molecular function (GO): protein phosphatase inhibitor activity
Source: RefSeq, a predicted model, not a curated record